Olea europaea var. sylvestris is the source of this 1706-nucleotide messenger RNA. RefSeq names its product carbon catabolite repressor protein 4 homolog 4-like. Bases 167 to 1264 code for a protein of 365 amino acids. Gene Ontology annotation, molecular function: poly(A)-specific ribonuclease activity. The transcript is spliced from 11 exons. Lineage: Eukaryota; Viridiplantae; Streptophyta; Magnoliopsida; Lamiales; Oleaceae. The record is from RefSeq and is a predicted model, not a curated record.
UAAACCUAAUUAGGCGAGCAGGGUUAAGGUGCUCUUUUGCUUCCUCAUCUGUCGGCUCCUUCCACCUCUUUCUCAAGACUUAUGAGUUGUGACAGUAGAAUUCUCAAAGGUGUGAUUUCAUAAUUUUCGUCGAAAUUCUACUUCUCAAGUAGUUCAUUGCAGCAAGAUGAGUAUGACACCUAGACCUCUAUGUCGAAAAUUUAUACCGAUCGAGCAAAGCAAAAUUUCUUCAAUAAGUAAGCCUGAUGGCUUCAAUUUCCGACUUGUAUCAUAUAAUAUUUUGGCUCGGUCGUAUGUGAGGAGUGUUUUCUUUCCAUACUCUCCAUCUCCUUGUCUUAGGUGGAAAGCACGUUCUCAAGCAAUUUUAACCGUUCUCAAGAGUCUUGAGGCAGAUUUUUAUUGUCUACAGGAAGUAGAUGAGUAUGAUAGCUUCUAUAGAAAGAAUAUGGAGAGCCUUGGCUAUGCAAGUAUCUACACUCAAAGAAGUGGGAAGAAAAAGGAUGGAUGUGGAAUCUUCUACAAGCACAACAUUGCGGAAUUAGUCAUAGAAGAGAAGAUAGACUACAAUGAUCUGGUGAACUCAGUUCAAGAUGGAAGAACCGCAUUCAUGGAUAAAGACUGUGAUUUACUGACUCAUGAGACUGAAAGUGAGUUAAAAGAUGGUUUAGAGCUGCAAGACACUCAAAAUGACCAUGGAGAUCAUAAUGAUCCUCGUGUGAGAUUAAAGCGUGAUUGCGUUGGAAUCAUGGCUGCCUUUAGAUUUAAGAACCCUUCUAGUCAUCAUGUUAUUAUUGCAAACACUCAUUUCUAUUGGGAUCCAGAAUGGGCUGAUGUAAAGCUUGCGCAGGCUAAAUAUCUGCUUUCAUGCUUGGUGGAAUUCAAAAAGUUGGUAGCAGAUAAAUUUGAUUGCACCCCUUCAAUACUUGUUGCUGGUGACUUCAAUUCAGUACCUGGAGAUCAGGUGUAUCAGUACAUUGUUUCUGGGACCACUUUGGAGGGGGUGGAAACCGUUGAAGAUGUACCGAUUCCAUUGUCUAGUGUAUAUGCAUUCACAAGAGGAGAGCCACAGUUUACUAAUUGCACACCAGAUUUUACUGGAACCCUGGACUACAUACUAUUUUCCCCUUCUAAAGACAUAAAACCAGUUAGCUACCUUGAGCUUCCAGAACAUGAAUCCUCUGAUGUAAGCGGCGGAUUACCCAACUACUACCAUCCAAGCGAUCACCUUCCGAUUGGCACUGAAUUCGAAGUUCUCCAAGCGUAGAAUCUACUGGGUCGGCCGCAUUGCAUUUGUCAUUUGCGACUUACAUCCCAGAUGGUGGGAUGGGGUGAGGGGUUGACAAUGUUUAGAUAAUCAAUAGUCUGGUCUUUUCGUUGAUGGUUGUUACAUUUUUCCUUCUCGAGGCUUGUUUUACCAUUAACUCUACAAGGUUUCAUUUAUUAAGCAGUCAAGAAAGUAAAAUAAAACGUAGACUGUGGACAUUUUUUUGUUCCUUCCAAAAUGAGUAUAAUUUUCAUUUUCCUGCCAAAUAUCUUUUGCAGAUUCUUCCUUUCCUCUAUUGCAGGAAUGGAGCAUAUUUUGAUAAUAGUCUAAUUGAGUUGCAAAGACCAAAUUUAGAUAAUAGUUUAAGUAUUUACUCUUGAAAUUUGUGGUUGUCACUUGAAUAUUUCUUCUACCACUCUGCUAGGUUCAUAGUUAAAUUGAA